CCCCACCUCCUCUCUCUCUCUCUCUCUCUGUGGGCAAAGGUGGCCAAGCGAAAUUCCUUCCCUCGGCUUCCUCUGAGUCAGCUUAGAGCAUCCAGUUCUUCACCAUGUCCAAUCUGCAAGUGCCUGUGCGUCCAAAGAGGAAAAAGAUUUGGGGGGACUACUUGGUCCAAUUCCGAUGGAUCAUCGUCUUUGUACUCCUCCCCAUCUCUUGUAUCAUCUACUUCUCCAUAUACCUCAGUGAGCUCAGAGCUGAGAAGAAACCCAACAAGCUUCGCCAGAAGGAACAUGAAAAGAACGUCAGGAAGGUCGUCAAGCGCCUCAAGCAGAGGAAUCCAUCGAAGGAUGGACUGGUGUGCACAGCUCGAAAGCCAUACAUCGUCGUCGGCAUGCGCCAUGUCGACUACAAGCGAGCUCGUCACUUCGAGGUCGACCUCUCGGCAUUCAACAACAUUCUAGAGAUCGACAGAGAGAGAAUGGUUGUAAAGGUGGAACCUCUCGUUACAAUGGGCCAACUUAGCCGAAUCACAGUCCCCAUGAAUCUUGCUCUUCCUGUUGUUUCGGAGCUCAACGACCUCACAAUAGGAGGUCUCAUCAAUGGCUACGGCAUUGAAGGAAGCUCCCACAUCUACGGCCUCUUCUCCGACACUCUCGUCUCUCUCGAGGUCGUGCUCGCCGACGGGCGUGUCGUUAGGGCUACCAAGGACAACGAGUACUCAGACCUCUUCUAUGCAAUCCCCUGGUCACAAGGAGCACUUGGGCUUCUAGUUUCAGCCGAGAUUAAGCUCAUACCAAUCAAGGAGUACAUGAGGUUGACAUAUAAGCCAGUGAGAGGAAACUUGAGGGAAAUGGCACAGGCCUUUGCAGAUUCAUUUGCACCAAGAGAUGGAGACCCGAAGAAAAUUCCGGAUUUUGUCGAGUCGCUGAUCUUCACACCAACGGAGGGUGUAUUCAUGACAGGGAGGUAUGCUUCAAAGGAAGAAGCAGAGAAAAAUGGUAAUGUUAUUAAUAGUAUAGGAUGGUGGUUCAAGCCAUGGUUCUACCAGCAUGCAGAGACAGCACUGAAGAAGGGUGAGUUUGUGGAGUACCUUCCGACGAGGGAGUACUACCACCGACACACGAGAUCUUUGUUCUGGGAGAUGAAGCUGAUCCUGCCGUUCGGGGAUCAAUGGUGGUUCAGGUGGCUAAUGGGGUGGAUGAUGCCUCCUAAGAUCUCCUUGCUCAAGAUCACCCAGGGGGAGGUCAUUAGGAAGUAUUACCAUGACAUGCAUGUGAUCCAGGAUAUGCUGCUUCCCAUGCACAAGGUUGCUGAUGCUCUGGAGUUCCUUCACCGCGAAAUGGAGGUGUAUCCUAUCUGGCUCUGCCCACACCGCCUCUUCAAGCUCCCUGUCAAGACCAUGGUGUACCCCGAACCAGGCUUCGAGCUGAACCUGAAGCAAGGUGACACCAGCUACGCCCAGAUGUUCGCUGAUGUCGGCGUCUACUAUGCUCCCGGCCCUGUCCUCAGGGGUGAGGAAUUCGAUGGCGCCGAAGCUGUACACCGCCUUGAGGAGUGGUUGAUCCAAAACCAUGGCUUCCAGCCUCAGUAUUCAGUCUCUGAGCUCACUGAACGGAACUUCUGGAGGAUGUUUGACAGAAGCCUCUAUGAGCAGUGCCGCAAGAAGUACAAGGCAGUGGGCACCUUCAUGGACGUGUACUACAAGUCCAAGAAGGGGAAGAAGACUGAGAGGGAGGUGUUGGAGGCUGAGGCAGCGAUCACUGAGACUGCGUACGCUGUUGCUGAGCAGGACUAAGCGGCCGACUAGUCGUUGGCUGGAUAGAAGUUUAGGUUUGGUUACAGUUGAUGCAAUGAGGUUCGGAAGUAAUAAUUGGUAGAGUAAGUAGUUCAUAUUAAAGUAUUUUUAUUUAAGUGGUAUACUAGUAUUUUAAUGGAACGGAGCGAAGCGAUGGGAUAUAUUUAUCUUUGAAAUAAUUAUGUAAAGUUAUAUUCUAGCAGGAAUGUUGAUAGGGAUUGGAACUUUGGGACUAAAGUUUAACUAUAAAUAUCUUGUAAUUUUUGUUAUUUGGAAGGUAGUAAAAGUUAUAAUCAUUUCGCUUUU
This is a messenger RNA of Phoenix dactylifera (date palm), 2096 nucleotides long. Its product is annotated as delta(24)-sterol reductase-like. Gene Ontology annotation, molecular function: FAD binding; oxidoreductase activity, acting on the CH-CH group of donors, NAD or NADP as acceptor. Gene Ontology annotation, cellular component: membrane; cytoplasm. Lineage: Eukaryota; Viridiplantae; Streptophyta; Magnoliopsida; Arecales; Arecaceae. Gene Ontology annotation, biological process: steroid metabolic process. The record is from RefSeq and is a predicted model, not a curated record.